This is a messenger RNA of Salvelinus sp. IW2-2015, 1898 nucleotides long. RefSeq lists its product as uncharacterized. NCBI's taxonomy places the organism in Eukaryota, Metazoa, Chordata, Actinopteri, Salmoniformes, Salmonidae. The record is from RefSeq and is a predicted model, not a curated record.
UUGGGAACCACUGCGCUAGGCUAUUAUGCGUUAGCCGAUUUACUUUCAUUUUCAUAUUUGCAACUACCUAAAAAAUGGACACCGGACUACGAGAGAGGGCAGAAUUGUUUUUGCAGACUGAAGACAGUUUUAGGAUUAAUGCCUACAAUAUCAUCUGAGAAAUGGACAAACUACAAGGACCUAGGGAAUAUGUGGAUGAGGUGUCAUUGUCUGUCACGGCCGAAAGAAGUGGACCAAAGCGCAGCGUGAUGCUCCACAGCAUCUUCUUCUUAGGCUGGAUUCAUUCCCCCAAAUACACCCCCGAGAUGAUCCUUGGUGACCAUUUGUCUGAGAUGAUGAAGAAGAUAUUCCCACAACCGUUUGAGAGUUACACAAGGAAACUGCCAAAACGGACUCCAUUCUCCUGUGUGCUUGAUAUGGUGGUCUCCUGGUUUGGACCAGACCAAAAGUCGGAAAUAUGGCAGAAACUGCGGGAUAUCGCCAAUGUCAUGUCAGGGAAACACCGGUUCACCUCCUCAACCAUCUGCAUCUCUGAAAGUGGAGGGAGGUACUAUGGAGCGUCCAUGUCCUGCACGGGGAAGAAAGAGGGACAGAUUAUGAUCGCUGUGUCCUGUCUGUGUACCUGGCACUACGGUGUAUCCAAUGCCGUGAUGACAUACAAGCCAGAUAAGAACAAGAGAAAGAACUUUGAUGGCACCAUGAAACUACAAGAGUAUGUAAAGUGCCAGGCUUCCAAUGUGAAGAGUGGGGAGGAGAUACCUCCUUGCAAGUCCUGUGGUAAUCUUUUUGGUCUGGAGAAACCAAGCAAUCAGAUGUGGCCCUAUGGAAACUGCGCAGAGGCAGAGAGCUUGAGCAAACUGCUCUAUGGAGAGGAAGAGAUUGUUAAGAAAGUAGUACCACCAGUUGAUUGCGAAAUGCGAGAGCAAGUGGUGAAGGAGGUAAAGGCUCACCUGGAGGAGAAGCUCCAAGAGUCAGAAUUUCAAUGGGAUUCUUCCUAUUACAUUCCACAGUAGAUUGUCAGAGAUGACUGGUAAACGCAUGUGCACACACACACUACAUUUACAGAUAUACAGAUGCACAUUCCUACUGUGACACACUGAGAUCCAAAACAUGAAACAUAUAAUCAUAUCUUGGUGCAGGGCUAACAACAUGUGAUUUGUGGCUGACAGCUAGUGUUGAAACAUUGCCAAAGCAGUGAACCACUCUGUGCAUAUAGUAUACAGUAUAACUGCUAGGCUAAAGCUAUCAGCUCUUAUCAAUGACAUCUGUGAGGUAGAUGGUUCUUUUAGUGGGGGACUUUGAGAACUUACACUCAACAAAAUAAAAGUUAGAUAAUCAGGCCCCCAUUGAUCUUUGUUAUAAUGUUUUAUCAUAAGAAUACAGCUUUAGCCUUGUAAACAUGCAGGUAAUUGCAGGAAAUGUGCUUAAAAACGACAAAAUUUGCUCUCAGUUCCAUGGCAAAAUGUAUAGAAUUGCAGGAAAUGUUGCAUUAAAACUGUCACAUUUUAUUUCAGCUCCAGGGCAAAAUGUGUAGAAUGGCAGGAAAUUAGCUUUAAAACAAAAUGUUCUCUACACCAACCCAUAUGGUGGGUUGUGACUCAAAAGACACCUCCAUUUGUGGGUCACAAAGCAAAAAAGUUUGGAAAUCCCUGGUUGGAAACCUCGAUGGAGAUACUGUAUUAUUCAUCAUUUGUUGGCUGUAUUUAAUUGAAUACUCUAGACAAAGCAUUUUACAUUAAACGUAUAUUAUUUUAAAUUGAUUUUAAACUUUACUUCUGCUGUAGGCAUUGAUGCACAUCUUACUCAUCUGUAACAAAUUACUAAUACUGUAACCGUUGGUGUGAAUUAAUGUCUGGGUUGACUAAUAUGUGAGGAAUGAAUAUAAUAAAGGAGACUAU